AUGACGUCCCAGGUGUGCCAGAAUUUCCAUCCCGAGUGUGAAGCCGCUGUGAACCAGCUGAUCAACUUGGAACUCUGUGCUAGCUAUGUCUACCUCUCUAUGGCCUCUCACUUUGACCGUGAUGAUGUCGCCUUGAGCCACAUGGCCAAGUUCUUCAGGGAGCAGUCCCAGGAAGAGAGGGAGCAUGCUGAGAAGUUCCUGAGAUACCAGAACAAGCGAGGGGGUCGCAUUGUGCUCAACGACAUCAAGAAGCCUGACCAGGACGAGUGGGGCAACAGCUUGGAAGCCUUGCAGAAAGCUUUGCAGCUGGAGAAGAGCGUGAAUCAAGCUCUUCUGGACAUGCACAAGCUGGCAACAGAGAAGCGUGACCCCCAUCUGUGUGACUUCCUGGAGUCUGAAUACCUGGAGGAGCAAGUCAAGGCCAUCAAGAGGCUGGGAGACCACAUCACCAACCUGAAGCGCCUGGACGUGCCCCAGAAAGGAAUGGGGGAGUACCUGUUCGACAAGCUCACCUUGGGUGAGAGCAGCUGAGCUCUUCAGGCCGAGCCUUCCUUGCAUGUGUUUCUAGAGACAAAAAA
This is a messenger RNA of Euleptes europaea (tarantolino), 578 nucleotides long. Its product is annotated as ferritin heavy chain A-like. Bases 1 to 531 code for a protein of 176 amino acids. Gene Ontology annotation, biological process: iron ion transport; intracellular iron ion homeostasis. The record is from RefSeq and is a predicted model, not a curated record. The transcript has 4 exons. Lineage: Eukaryota; Metazoa; Chordata; Lepidosauria; Squamata; Sphaerodactylidae. Gene Ontology annotation, cellular component: cytoplasm. Gene Ontology annotation, molecular function: ferric iron binding; ferrous iron binding.